AUGGCUUCACUUAAUUCAUAUUAUAACUUCACCAUCUUGCUUAUCAUAGUUCUAGUGAACCACUUGAUGUGUUCAGUUUCUUGCUUCAAUCAACCGCAGCCUGCAAUUCCUUCAAGGGACUUGUUAUAUGAAGAGGAAAACAGGUUAGGUUCAAUUCCUCCUAGAUGCCACAACAAGUGCAACCAGUGUCAUCCAUGCAUGGCAGUGCAAGUUCCAGACUUGCCUAGCCAUGAGCGGGUUCAGCCAGAUCUUGCCAUGGAAAGUUUCUUUCUUCAAGGUAAUAGGUACUCCAAUUACAAGCCUUUGAGUUGGAAAUGCCAUUGUGGUGGCCACUUCUUCAACCCUUAG
Messenger RNA from Gastrolobium bilobum, 348 nucleotides. RefSeq names its product EPIDERMAL PATTERNING FACTOR-like protein 1. Gene Ontology annotation, biological process: guard cell differentiation; stomatal complex development. The record is from RefSeq and is a predicted model, not a curated record. Lineage: Eukaryota; Viridiplantae; Streptophyta; Magnoliopsida; Fabales; Fabaceae. The transcript is spliced from 2 exons. The coding region runs from base 1 to 348 and encodes 115 amino acids.